Messenger RNA from Myxocyprinus asiaticus (Chinese sucker), 1831 nucleotides. RefSeq names its product epoxide hydrolase 1-like. The coding region runs from base 83 to 1450 and encodes 455 amino acids. Gene Ontology annotation, molecular function: epoxide hydrolase activity. The transcript has 9 exons. Lineage: Eukaryota; Metazoa; Chordata; Actinopteri; Cypriniformes; Catostomidae. Gene Ontology annotation, biological process: epoxide metabolic process. The record is from RefSeq and is a predicted model, not a curated record.
UGUUGCACUGGAGUUAUAUUUCUGCGUAUCAAGGGCCAAACGAUCACAUUAUUCCUUUGCUACUUAUUGAGGGCUCUGCACCAUGUACACAGAGCUGGCAGUGGCGUUGGGGCUCGGGGCAGUGGUUGCUCUAGUGAUCCUGAAGAAGAAAAAAGGUAUCCUGAAAGCACAGGAUGGGUGGUGGGGUGUGGGGGCUCAUCCCCAAGGACCAGAGGAUGACAGCAUUCGCCCUUUUAAAAUUGAGGCAACUCCAGAGGAGAUUGAGGAUCUUCAUCGAAGGCUAGAUCAGACCCGCUCCUUCCCUUCUCUUGAAGACAGUCAGUUUCACUAUGGCUUUAACUCCAAAUACCUAGAGAAGGUUGUGUCUUACUGGAGGAAUGAUUUUAAUUGGAGAAAACAAGUGGACAAACUGAACAGAUAUCCUCAUUUCAAAACCAAAAUUGAAGGUAUUGAUAUCCACUAUGUCCAUGUGAAACCCAAGAACCUGUCUGAGGGAACCAGUGUUGUGCCUCUGAUGAUGGUACAUGGAUGGCCAGGUUCUUUCUAUGAGUUUUAUGGGAUUAUUCCCUUGCUUACGGAACCAGCCAGCCCUGAUGACGUAACGUUCGAAGUCAUUUGUCCCUCCAUUCCUGGCUAUGGCUUCUCAGAGGCCCCACAUAAGAAAGGUUUUGACUCCGUAUGUGCUGCACACAUUUUCAAUAAACUGAUGAAGCGACUUGGUUUCAGCCAGUACUAUGUUCAGGGAGGAGACUGGGGGUCGCUUAUUACCACUAAUAUGGCCCAACUGGAGCCCAACACAGUGAAAGGCCUCCAUGUUAAUUUUGCUCCCCCCGCGAAACCAAGCCUUCUCAUGGUAUUGUCUAUUCUUCUGGGUCGAUGGUUCCCCAAACUCUUUGGUUUUACUGAUCAUGAUGUGAAACGCCUCUUCCCCUGUAUGGAGAAAGUUGUGUUGGAUGCAGUAAAGGAGUCAGGAUACAUGCACAUACAAUCCACUAAACCAGACACUGUGGGUCGUGGAUUGAAUGAUUCUCCUGUUGGUUUGGCUGCUUACAUUUUGGAGAAGUUUUCAACAUGGACUGAUCCUGAAUUUAAGAACCUGGAGGAUGGUGGACUGGAGAAGAAGUUUUCUCUUGACGAUCUUCUGACAAAUGUGAUGAUCUACUGGACCUCUAGGUCCAUUAUAUCCUCCAUGCGUUUCUACAAAGAGAACUUUGGCAAAGGCCUCAACCAGCCCCAUGCAAAGCUCCCAGUUUACAUUCCGACGGGUGUUGCCUCUUUCCCCAAUGAAGUGCUGCACACCCCUAAACUGUGGGUUAAACAGAAAUGCCAUCAGCUCAAGACUUACACUCCCAUGGCUCACGGGGGGCAUUUCGCUGCAAUGGAGGAGCCACAGUUACUGGCAGAAGAUAUUCAGAACUUCGUCAAGAUUGUGGAGAAAAGAAAGAAAUGAUGAUGAAUAUCUUUUAUAUGUCCUUUUGUUCGUAUUGAUAGGACUCUCAAAUGCAUAUAACAGUGAUGACCAUGAAGUAAAAAGAAAAAUAAAUAAAUUACUACAAUUGUAUCAAUUAUUACACUCAUUUUGAAGUAAUUGCACAAUAUGCUAGGAAUAUAAGAAAUACACAAUUUUAUGUGUGCCAUGUGCCUUAGUUUUGCUGUAAUUUAAAUGAUUAUACUGUAUAGUGACAGCAGCUUUUGAUAUAGAUAUUUUAGUGAGAUUGUUUGUGGAUACCUUGAAGUGUUAUUUUUAGUGUUCUGAGAUUGUUUGUAUGGGACCACAGUAGUGAAAAAAAACAGUAAUUCUAAAAUUAAAUAGUUUGGAUAUGAAAACAAA